Protopterus annectens (West African lungfish) is the source of this 1413-nucleotide messenger RNA. Its product is annotated as basic proline-rich protein-like. The record is from RefSeq and is a predicted model, not a curated record. The transcript has 2 exons. Bases 1 to 1413 code for a protein of 470 amino acids. NCBI's taxonomy places the organism in Eukaryota, Metazoa, Chordata, Ceratodontiformes, Protopteridae.
AUGCCAGGUCCAGCUGUCAUCCAUGGACCAUUAAUACGAGGCCCAGGUGUCAUCCAUGGACCACUAACACCAAGCCCAGCUGUUAUCCAUGGACAACUACCACCAGGCCCAGCUGUCAUCCAUGGACCAUUAAUAACAGGCCCAGCUAUCAUCCAUGGACCAUUAACACCAGGCCCAGCUGUCAUCCACGGACCACUAACACCAGGCCCAGCUGUCAUCCAUGGACCACUAAUACCAGGUCCAGCUGUCAUCCAUGGACCACAAACAUUAGGCCCAGCUGUCAUCUAUAGAUCACUAACACCAUGUCCAGUUGUCAUCCAUGGACCACUAACACCAGGCCCAGCUGUCAUCCAUGGACCACUAAUACCAGGUCCAGCUGUCAUCCAUGGACCACAAACAUUAGACCCAGCUGUCAUCUAUAGAUCACUAACACCAGGCCUAUCUGUCAUCCACGGACCGCUAACACCAGGCCCAGGUGUCAUCCAUGGACCAUUAAUACAAGGCCCAACUGUCAUCAAUGGAACAUUAACACCAGGCCCAGCUGUCAUCAAUGGAACACUAACACCAGGCCCAAUUGUCAUCCAUGGACCACUAACAACAGGCCCAGUUGUCAUCCAUGGACCACUAACACCAGGCCUAUCUGUCAUCCACGGACCGCUAACACCAGGCCCAGGUGUCAUCCACGGAACAUUAAUACAAGGCCCAACUGUCAUCAAUGGAACAUUAACACCAGGCCCAGCUGUCAUCAAUGGAACACUAACACCAGGCUCAGCUGUCAUCUAUGGACCACUAACAACAAGUCCAGUUGUCAUCCAUGGACCACUAACACUAGGCCCAGCUGUCAUCCAUGGACCACUAACACUAGGCCCAGCUGUCAUCCACAGACCAUUAAUACAAGGCCCAGCUGUCAUCCAUGGACCACUAACACCAGGCCCAGCUGUCAUCCAUGGACCACUAACACCAGGCCCAGCUGUCAUCUAUGGACUGCUAAUGCCAGGUCCAGCUGUCAUCCGUGGACCAUUAAUACGAGGCCCAGGUGUCAUCCAUGGACCACUACCACCAGGCCCAGCUGUCAUCCAUGGACAACUACCACCAGGCCCAGCUGUCAUCCAUGGACCAUUAAUAACAGGCCCAGCUAUCAUCCAUGGACCAUUAACACCAGGCCCAGCUGUCAUCCAUGGACCACUAACACCAGGCCCAGCUGUCAUCCAUGGACCACUAAUACCAGGUCCAGCUGUCAUCCAUGGACCACAAACAUUAGGAGCAGCUGUCAUCUAUAGAUCACUAACACCAUGUUCAUUUGUCAUCCAUGGACCACUAACACCAGGUCCAAUUGUCAUCCAUGGACCACUAACACCAGACUCAGCUGUCAUCCAUGGACCACUGCCACCAGGUCCAGCUUUUAUUCACUGA